AUGUCUCGUCGGAAGAAGCGGAACAGUGCUAGCAAGUACAUGGUACAGUCGGAUGAACCACCACCCUGCCCUCAUGCUGAGAAAUCCAUAACUCCUAACAAGGUGAAGAACAAUUUCCCCCACGCAGUAUUCGGACGAUGUAGCGAAUGUUCGAUUAAAGAAAAGAUCUACUUAUGUUUGAAAUGUGGCAAACAGUUCUGUACGACACACGGUGACAAGCACUUCGAUCUCAACAACCACUCGCUAAACUUCGAGCUAGAUACGGCUGUGGUGAGGUGCAGUAAAUGUGCACGUGACCUUACCCUGCAGUCUCACUCGUCCAUACUGCGGGUUUCCAACCUUAUUGGGGACUUUUCUGAAGAAACAAAACGCCACAGCCGGUGUUGUUUCACCUAA
Molecule: messenger RNA, 396 nt
Organism: Bolinopsis microptera
Lineage: Eukaryota; Metazoa; Ctenophora; Tentaculata; Lobata; Bolinopsidae
Product: ubiquitin carboxyl-terminal hydrolase 16-like
Exons: 2
Coding region: 1-396 (131 amino acids)
Molecular function (GO): zinc ion binding
Source: RefSeq, a predicted model, not a curated record